Molecule: messenger RNA, 1128 nt
Organism: Talaromyces stipitatus ATCC 10500
Lineage: Eukaryota; Fungi; Ascomycota; Eurotiomycetes; Eurotiales; Trichocomaceae
Product: short chain dehydrogenase/reductase, putative
Exons: 2
Coding region: 1-1128 (375 amino acids)
Molecular function (GO): oxidoreductase activity
Source: RefSeq, a predicted model, not a curated record
AUGGAUCUGAGCUAUGACACAGCUCGCAUUAAAGGCAAAACCAUACUUAUCACCGGCGGCGCCUCAGGCUUUGGCGCUGGAUACGGUGCUCGCUGGGCAGCGGCAGGGGCAAACGUGAUACUCGGUGACAUCAAUCCAGCCGGCGAAGAAGUCGCCGCGCAAAUCCGCCAGGACACGCAAAACGAAAAUGUUCAUUUCAUCCAGCUAGACGUCACAUCUUGGAAAUCUCAGGUCAAUUUCUUUCGCGAAUCUGUGAGAUUGAGUCCACAUGGUGGAAUCGAUACUGUCGUUGCGAAUGCUGGUAUCAACAAUAGCGAGGAAUCUCGAUCCUUCGAAAACCCACACGUCGACUACUUGAACGAUCCCAGCCCGCCGGCUCCGAGUUUCAAGACACUGGAUGUUAACCUCACUGGCGUGAUGUAUACAGUGCACCUAGCGUUGUUCUUUCUACCGAAAAACCCAGGCUCGAUGCCGUGUGAACAGGAAUCGGUUGCCUCGGAGUCGGGGCGAGAUAGACAUAUCCUGCUCAUGGGGUCCGUUGCCAGUUUACAUCCGCUGAUCACGCAGGCGCCGUAUACCGUUUCGAAGCAUGGGGUACUUGGAUUGUUUCGGAGUCUACGUGUGACAGCUCCUGUCAGCGCUGGAGUUCGAGUCAAUAUUAUCUGUCCAUACUAUACCGAUUCCACAUUUAUGCAAACGCCUGUUCGGGUACUGUUGGCGGGGGUGCCACUCGGGAAAAGUGAGGAUGUUAUCGAUGCGGCGUCAUAUUUGGUUGCCGAUACAGCGUGUAUUGGCCGCUCGCUGGUUACGGGACCCAAACUGAAACUUGAUUAUUCGACGGGAGAAUUUGAGGCUCUGCAUGAUGGAAACGAUAAAGAAGGAGCUGUUUGGGAGUGCUAUCUAAAUGACUCGGACCCAGCAGAUAUCUUCACUCAACGGAUGCUCACGGUUGUUCAUGCCGCUGUGAAGGCAAGAGGAUGGGCUGGUUGGGUGUCUGGUAUGGCUGAAUGUGAGCUUCCUGUGACAGCCCUCAGCACGGUCAGCCUACGGCUUGGUAACAUGCGGCUCUUGGCCACGUGGCGGAGCUUCCCGUACAAGGAAGCGGAACAUGAGGCUAUUGCGAGAUAG